GGAUAGGUCGGAUACUUCACAGUGCACUGGCAGUAUCUAUACCUAUCAUAUCAUACAUAUACUGAUCAGCGUGCUACAGUCGAACAGCCAUCUGCUCAAUCUAUCCUAUCUUCCCCAGCUCACCACCGAUGGCCCGCACCGAGAGGAAGAAGACAGGCGCGGGUGGCCAGCUCAAUGGUUGAAGUCGCCGUACGGAGUAAGACACUCCGCCAUCCAGCGGUUGCUGAAACGGGUCCCGAGUUGGCUAUCCAAACGGCCACGGUGAAUUCUCACCUCCGCAAAUGGUCUCGAUCUACCGAAGUCGGUGUUGGGACUUGCGACGACGGAAAUGCCGUGCAUAUAGCUACCCCAGCUCGGCAGACAAGAAGAGCAAAGUGUUCUCUCCCAGUGGAAAUUUGAAAAUAAAAAAUCAAAACCAAAAAACCAGGUUCCGGAUGUAUCAGCAGUAAUCUCCGGUGGUAUUUUAGGUAGAUUCGAUGGUCUGGUAUUAUUAUUAUUAUUAUUAGCAGUUCAAGAGAUCAUAAGUUCCCGAUGCUGGAUACGCACUCUGUCCUCGUACAGCGUAUUGGCUGCCACGCUCCGGACAGCACCGUGGGUGAUCGGUUUCGACGUUCCCCUGUUCCUAGAAAUUUCUUUUGCUGGGCAUGCGGAAAGUCUAUUGGAGUGAUCUGACCAGCAGUCGACUCCUAAUAAUAUUAAUAGCAACGCCAGGAGUGCGGAAAAUCGGCCAUGAUUCGUGCCUCUGUGCACAUACUGUACAUGCUUCCCACGGUAGAUAUAACGAUGGAAGCUUUCUGGCAGAGGGAGGUGCGCAACUCCGGUGUCAAGACUCAACAGCACUGUUUCGAGAUCCAAGUAUCCUGCGCAAACAGUCGCCUUCGAUCAUUCGGUGUCAAGUCCGACGCAGGGGCCGGAGGAGGGUCCCUCUGGUGACUCGCGUGUGGCCAACAACGCCGCCAGCCGGUUAAAACUGAGCGUUCUCCGGUCGACGUUCUGAAGGGAGCAAAGGAAGGAUUAUUUUGCUUAGAAAGCUUCAUUACUACUAUUUAUUAUUAUGAUGAUCCACUUAGUUUUUUGAUUUUUUUUAUAAAAAAUUUCCCAUUUUGUUUGUCCGGCUAGCUCUUAUUAUUGCCGACUGACUCACUUUAUCAAUUGUAUCUAUCACCGAUAUAUUUAUUGUUUCUAAGUCCUAGAGCAUUCUCUACAGUUCAUUCACUUUUUCUUGCAGCUCCGGUCCCGGCCUCUUUGUCCACGUGCACCCCUGUCCCGUGAGAACUCUUGUCCUCUCCAACUCACAAGACAGCUUCUUCAUCUCCCGACAGGUUCAAUUACUGAACAGUGCCUCUCUUCCCUUUGCUCAGUCAUUUGCUGGCAUCAUGACUGGUGUCAAGGAAUCUGUGAAGGAGCUGCUGGUGGGCAGCACUGAGGAACCUCAGCCAUCUGUGCAGAUCAAAGAAAACUUCAUUCGACAUGCACAGAAGGAUGAGGCGACAGGGGAGCUGUACAUGACUGAGAACGAAUUCAUCAAUGCCAUUGCACCCAGUCAUGAGGAUUAUAACAAGAUCAAACGUGAGCAAUAUGGUAUCCUUUUCAAGGUUGCUGAUCGACGGAAAGCUGGCAGACUCAACCUGUCUGACUGGGCCACCUUUGAAAACCUCCUGUCCAAACCUGAUGCUGAAUACGAGAUUGCCUUCCGCUUGUUCGACGUAGAAGGAACCGGGGCUGUGAAAUUCGAUACCUUCCAGAAGCUAUACAAUCAGAGCAGGGGCCAGAAUACCAUUCCCUUCGACUGGAAUUCCGAAUGGGCUUCUUUGUACACUGGGACUACCAAAAGCCGGCAUGACAUGACUUAUCCCCAAUUUGCCCAAAUGCUCCGGGGUCUGCAGGGUGAGCGCAUCAGGCAGGCCUUCCACGCGCUUGACAAGGAUGGCGAUGGCUAUAUCGAGCCGGAGGACUUCCAGCGCAUCAUCCUCGAGACCUCUAGACACAAGCUUUCCGACUACUUGCUAGAGAACCUGACCUCUCUUUGCAAUGUCUCUGCGGGCAGUAAGAUUUCCUAUGCUACUGUCCGCGCGUUCCAAAAUGUCAUGAGCGAAAUGGACUUAAUCGACCUCAUCGUGCUUGAGGCAACCAAAAAGAGUGACGACGGAAAGAUUACCCGCACCGACUUUUUGAACGAAGCGGCCAGAAUCACACGGUUCUCGCAGUUCACCCCGAUGGAGGCGGACAUUCUGUUCCAUUUUGCCGGUUUGGAUGCUCCUUCUGGGAGGCUUGCUCAAAGCGAUUUCGCCAAGGUUAUCGACUCAUCGUGGCGCACUCCUCUAGAACUGGCUGGCCAUGCCGUAUCUUCUGCCUCAGGCGCUGCACACAAGGCAGCAGAGAAAACAAAAUCCUUGUUCUAUAAUGUGCUGGAGUCCGCACACCACUUUGCGCUUGGUAGUUUGGCGGGCGCCUUUGGUGCACUCAUGGUCUAUCCCAUUGAUCUUGUGAAGACACGCAUGCAGAACCAGCGGUCCACCCACGUUGGAGAAAGAUUGUACAAGAACUCCGUUGACUGCGCGAGGAAGGUGAUCCGCAACGAGGGUUUUCUAGGAUUGUACUCUGGAGUGCUACCGCAGUUGGUCGGUGUGGCUCCAGAAAAGGCUAUCAAGCUCACAGUGAACGACUUGGUUCGCGGUUGGCUGACUGACAAGGAGACUGGUAAGAUUUGGUAUCCUUAUGAAAUGUUCGCUGGCGGUAUGGCCGGUGGUUGCCAAGUCGUCUUCACCAACCCGUUGGAAAUCGUCAAAAUUCGCUUGCAGGUUCAAGGCGAAGUUGCGAAAAAUGUUGAAGGCGCUCCUCGUCGCUCAGCUCUUUGGAUUGUGAGGCACCUGGGACUUGUAGGCUUGUACAAGGGCGCCAGCGCUUGCCUUCUUCGAGAUGUCCCCUUCUCCGCAAUUUACUUCCCUACCUAUGCUCAUCUUAAGUCUGACUUCUUCGGAGAGUCUCCUACCCACAAGAUUGGUGUUACUCAACUUCUGUUGGCUGGUGCUAUUGCCGGUAUGCCUGCAGCCUAUUUCACGACGCCUUGCGAUGUCAUCAAGACCCGUCUGCAAGUUGAAGCCCGUAAGGGUGAUGUGAAGUACACCGGGUUACGCCAUUGCGCAGCGACCAUUUGGAAACAGGAGGGCUUCAAAGCUUUCUUCAAGGGCGGCCCUGCUCGUAUUGUCCGUUCCUCUCCGCAGUUCGGUUUCACCUUGGCUGCCUAUGAAGUCCUACAGAAGUGGCUUCCUAUGCCUGGAUCGCAUGCGCAUCCGGACAGUCCCACUGGUGAAGUCGAGCCUGGCGUCGGAUUACAAGCUGCUAAGGCGCCUCUGCCUUACUUGAAGUCCAGGAAUGCGCUUAAACUCAUUCUUGAUUUGGAUGCCAACAUUGGUAGCAUUCAGAUACCCCAAGCUGAGAACUGGCCUUCCUUUCUCCGAAGCUCUAAGAAAUGAUUUGAUGCCUCCAUAGGUCAUCUGGCCUUUUCACCUUUGACUCUUAUUUUCUCUGCACGAUCAUUCAAACCAUUGACCAUGUCUUAGAUGAGGUCAUUAUUAUCGACAAAUUUCCUCCCUAUACGUCAAAAAAGAGUGUGUACCUUCAGUUUCAUUUCAUGUCCCUCAUGAAUGGCGCCAGUUCUUGGAUUGACUGAUGGGUGUCUAUCUCAUCUGAAUGCCCCCAUUUUUCUGGCAGCUUUGCAUAGCCAUUGUUCUUUGUUUCAUUAACAUACCCAGACCCUUAGAUACGCGCACACUUGGUUCUCUGGUGAUUUAGGUUUCUUUUUCUUUUCUUUUCUUUUUUUUUUUUUUUUUGUUCUUUCCUUCUGGAUGCAGCCAUGAUUCUGUUAUUAAAUUCCGCUGUUAUUUUUUCGCCUUUUAGACAGUUCUUGUACUUAGUGUAUUUUCUGUAAAUUCCUUUACCUCAUCGUUCUCUCCUUGAAGACCCAUAGACAGUGAGGCGGUCCUUUUCUCCCCUUUUUCAGUUUCACCAGAGUUAGGGGCAAAUUACAUAGUCCAG
Messenger RNA from Monascus purpureus, 4038 nucleotides. NCBI's taxonomy places the organism in Eukaryota, Fungi, Ascomycota, Eurotiomycetes, Eurotiales, Aspergillaceae. The record is from the annotation of a GenBank genome assembly.